Molecule: messenger RNA, 564 nt
Organism: Morchella importuna
Lineage: Eukaryota; Fungi; Ascomycota; Pezizomycetes; Pezizales; Morchellaceae
Exons: 2
Coding region: 1-564 (187 amino acids)
Cellular component (GO): endoplasmic reticulum
Molecular function (GO): mannosyltransferase activity
Source: RefSeq, a predicted model, not a curated record
AUGAUAACCUCUUCCACAUCCUGGACACCAGACGAAGAUUUCUCUCAGCUGCUUGCAGCCCUUCUUUCAUAUGACAGUUAUGCGAGUGGAGCAAACUUUCUCAAGCCUGGCUCAGCUCCAUCAAUUCUUGCAAUUAUCACUGGCAAAGGACCCCUGAAGGAUGGGUAUAUUGCUACGAUUGAGAAGCUUGAAUUUCAAUUUAUCACCGUAGAGACUGUAUGGCUGGAAUCGGAGGAUUACCCAAAGAUGAUUGCCUGUGCCGACUUGGGAAUCAGCUUGCAUACUAGUACUUCUGGUGUAGAUCUGCCAAUGAAAGUUGUGGACCUAUUUGGCGUGGGCGUUCCGGUUGCUGCGUUCGGAUUUUAUGCUUUGAGGGAGCUGGUGAAGCAUCGUGAGAACGGAAUUGUAUUCAAGGAUGGUCAAGAUCUGGGUGAAAAUUUGAAGACUUUGUUUAAUCCGAGCUCAAGGGAGUUGGAAAGGUUGAAGAUGGGGGCUAUGAAAGAGACUCAUGAUCGAUGGGACGAGAAUUGGGAUAAUAUAGCUGCACCAGUUUUUGGACUUUGA